AUGUCGAGGGAUAGGGGUCUUAGUGAAAUCUUCCAAGCUGCAGCCAUACUCACAGGGCCCGCGGCAACGUCUGAGGCGCGCCCCACCGACCUCAAAGGCGUUCUUUUGUGCCGACUCGCCGACUACUAUGCAUAUGUUGGAAAUGAGGCACCUCAGCCUGAGUCUUCUCUCGAGGGCGCUCAGCUUAGCACCGCCGUUGGGGCCCUUUCCGUCUUGGAACAGCUGCACGGACUCUUGAGGGAUCCAGACGAGUUUGUACAUAAUGCGCUGCGGCAAAGCAGAAAUGGUGACGAGAAGAUCACCCGAGAGAACAAUCCGACGCUUAUCGGGAGUCGGGACAUGGCUCUAAUCCGCACUCUAACGUCUAUUGUCUUCAAAUGGGGUGUGGAACCACUCUUGCAACGCAUCGUCUCAGCCAUACCGUCAACAUCGAGAUCACACCUCGCAAGAGGAGCUAGCAUCAUUGAUCUUACCGGACUUCCGCACGAGUACUCCGUCUUGUGUUCGCUGUCGUCUCGACUUCUGACCUUGCCGCUAUGCGAAGGGACGGCUUCACCCCUGUCGAAGUCUGUCGUGACCGCGACAAUUCUAAACCAACACCUGUCUGACCUCCUUUUGCCUUGCAUCGUAAGCGGCUGGCUUCCGAAGUCGCUUGCGUCCGAUUCAAUGCCUACUGGCGAUGCCUUCCGUCCCCAGGUUAUGUAUCUGCUCUCUCGGCUUCCCGUAUCUCAGGUAAUCUCGGCAGUUGGCCAGACCCUAGCCAAAGCGCCCUCCUCUCUCCUAUAUGCCCGAAGAGCAUGCACUUUCAUCCUAAGUCGACAACUUAUGCGACCAGAAGGGAUACGUGGACUAUGCGAGUCAGUAUUCGCCGAAGAAGACGUGGCCGGAGACGAUGCGCCACUACAGAAGCUCGAACAUGUGGCACGAGUUUUUAACACUGUACCUGUCGGGAUGAAGGACGAGGAUUACAGCAAAAUCAUCAUCCCACGCAUGCUGCUACUGCUGAGCUUGGAAGACCGGGCGCUUCCUGCGACGCAUCGUCGAGCAAUCGCAUUCUCCCUCUCUCGCAUGCUCACGAACGAUGACAGUCCCGAGCUACAGAAGGCUGCGACAACCCUUGCGCUCUCAUCGCUCCACAAUCCUAUACUCUUUGGUUCUGGCGACUUGUCGACCGAUGCGUCCCUCCGUAUCAUACAGGUUUUACUCACCAACACGGACCCAUCUCCUCCUCUCUUAUCGGCUUUGUUCACGCCAAUUGUGCCAUCGCUGUAUGCGUUGCAUGCGUAUUUGAAAGGCACAAGAGCAUCUGAUCCGUUGUUGCGCGAGUCUCUUCAGGGCUACCUAGGAACGUGGGGAAGACUCCUGGGCAGUGCUGAGGUCAUCUCCACCCUUUGGCGCGUUAUCGAUGGAGAAGGUGGGAAUUGGCGCGUGGACGUCGCUGGCAGUAUAUCUCGAACUGAAGACGCUCCUCAAGAUGCGACGUCACUUUCCUUAUUCACCCCCGAAAGCCUCAAACAGGCGGAAGAAGCCGGAGACCUCGACGUUGACGCGAACAUUCUCGGUCUGAGGCCAGAUCCCAUACAGUUCGUCAGCUUCAUCGGGAGUCUCAAACGCGCAGACGUUUCCUCCGAGUUGUUUGUGAGGCUGCUUGAAGGCUACCGAGAGCUGCGUAGUCAUGCGGAUGCAGACCCACUCAAGACUCUGCUCUACCUGCAGCUUAUAUUACAAAUGCAAAAACAACUCUCAACGGACGACAAUUUGGGGAUCCUCAAGAAGCCGGAACACAUCCUUUCAUUCAUCAAGCACGCGCUCGAGAAUCCGCGUCAGUCCGAACCCUCUCAGGCCAAGACGACACUGGACGCGGGGUUACGUAUGGAAUCUCUGCGCAUCGUACCGGACGAAGCGGAGGACGACGAGCUGGAAGAUGGCGACAGCGAUGACGGAGAGGAGGGCACAGAGGGACUGCCAGACCAACCCUUGGACGAUAUGACAUCAACCGCCGUUCAGCUGUUGCUUUCGGUGUUAGAGGCGAACCCCGACCUAUCUGCGCGGAACGCGCCGAUACUCAAUGACAUCUUCUCCCUGCUCGAACCAUUAUCGAAGGCGUCCAAUGAGGAGUUACGCUCGCUCACACGAGAGGCGAGGAUGGUCAUGACGGCGCGCCUCGCCUCGACCUCCGAUACAGCUGGAGAUAGGGCAUCCAAGGCAGCUGGAGACGCAGAAACUCCGCAGGAGACGUACCAGAAGGCGCUGAAGCUCCUCCAAGAUCCGCUUCUCCCCGUGCGCGCCCACGGCCUGAUGCUUUUGCGCCAGCUUGUGUCCGCGCGCAAGAGGCCGGGGAGAGACGGUCUCUCUGAGCCCCCGCUCGACCGCGCGCUCGUGCCAGGAAUCCUAUCGAUAUUCAUGCAGUCAAUUCAGGACGACGACUCCUACAUGUUCCUCAACGCCGUGCAGGGCCUGUCCGCGAUGGUCGACGGUUAUGGGAAAGACGUCCUGCGUGGGCUGGUUAACACUUAUGCAGGUGGUUUGGACAGCCUGAGCGCAAGCACAAUGUCGCAGCAUGAUGUUGAUAUGCGAACGCGCGUGGGUGAAGCGUUGGGACAGGUCAUUCAACGAUGUGGCGAGGCGCUGCCCUCAUACGCGCCGCUGCUUAUCCCAGCUCUGUUCCUGGUGGUCCGGACGACUCAGUUCCCCACUGUGCUCAGGACGUCCGCGAUCUCCCUCCUCGCGCAGUGUAUCAAGACGAACGCGCUCGCAGUCCUGCCAUAUAUUGUGGACCUCGCAGACGCCAUGGUCGAUCUCUUACAAAUCGAGUCUGUCGCUGCAGCACCGCGCAAGCCUUCUUUGCGGCCCGACCGAAGCGCGGACACGAAAACAGAACGGGAACAGGCUGACGCACAUCAGGAAGAACAACACGAUGCGACAUCGGCUACGCCAUCCAUGGAUUCCCAGCCAACGUCCACGUACACGAAGUUCCCUCCACUUCGACGCGCGGCGCUGCACUUCUUGUCGCUACUAAUCCAGGCGUGCACGAGCCGUGUAUACGAGACCGGAGACGCGGAGGGCCUGAUGCUCCCACCGGGUGCAAUGAAGCGCGCCAGGACCACGCUUGGUUACGUAGCGGCGACGGAUGCGGACGAUGUAGUCCGCGUGAUGGCGAGGGAGACGACAGAAGGGUUGGAUCAGCUGGCGGAAGCACUCAUCGGACUGUAG
This is a messenger RNA of Dichomitus squalens LYAD-421 SS1, 3213 nucleotides long. RefSeq lists its product as uncharacterized. Lineage: Eukaryota; Fungi; Basidiomycota; Agaricomycetes; Polyporales; Polyporaceae. The transcript is spliced from 8 exons. The record is from RefSeq and is a predicted model, not a curated record. Gene Ontology annotation, biological process: protein secretion. The coding region runs from base 1 to 3213 and encodes 1070 amino acids.